GUCUUUGGCCAACAACAACCUGCAGACGCUGCCCCGGGACAUCUUCAAGCCCCUGGACAUCCUGAGUGACCUGGACCUCCGGGGCAACGUGCUGGUCUGCGACUGCAAAAUCAAGUGGCUGGUGGAGUGGCUGGAGAGCACCAACACCACGGUCCCCGCCGUCUUCUAGCAGCCCUUCGAGGGGCAGCGGAUCCGGGAUCUGGCACUCAGUGACUUCCAGUGCAUCACCACGGAUUUUGUGGUGCACCAGGUCCUGCCCUUCCAGUCGGUGUCGGCUGAGCCCUUCACCUACGCCAGCGACUUAUACAUCGCCCUGGCACAGCCCGGUGCCAGCAGCUGUGCCAUCCUCAAGUGGGACUACGUGGAGCGCAAGCUACGUGACUUCGACCGCAUCCCUGCUCACUCGGCAGUGCACUGUAAGCCCAUCGUGGCACAGAACCAGCUGUACGUGGUGGUGGCCCAGCUUUUCGGUGGCUCUUAUAUCUAUCGCUGGGACACCGCCGUGGACAAGUUCAUCAAGAUCCAGGACAUCGACAGCCAAAAGACUCGCAAACCCAAUGACAUCGAAGCCUUCCAAAUCGAAGGCGACUGGUAUUUUGUCAUCGCCGACAGCUCCAAGGCGGGCUCCACCAGCCUCUACCGCCUCAACCAGAACGGUUUCUACUCCCACCAAGCCCUCCACGCUUGGCAUCGCGACACCGACGUGGAAUACGUGGAGAACGACGGCAAACCCCGGUUGAUCAUCUCCAGCAGUUCCCAAGCCCCCGUCAUCUAUCAGUGGAACCGGGCGCAAAAGCAAUUCGUGCCCCAAGGAGAGGUGGGGGAGAUGCUGGAUGUGCAGAUGGUGAAGCACUUCAGGGUGAAGAAGGACCAAUUCCUCUGCCUCAGCCGCUACAUCGGCGACUCCAAGGUGAUGCGAUGGGAAGGGCAACGCUUCAUCGAGCUCCAGACGCUCCCGUCCCGCGGCUCCAUGGUGAUGCAACCCUUCUCGGUAGAACAACGGCAAUACCUGGCCCUGGGAAGUGACUUUUCCUUUACCCACGUCUACCUGUGGGAAGAGGAAAAGCAGAAAUUCAUCAAAUUUCAGGAGCUGUCGGUGCAGGCACCGCGGGCUUUCCGUUACGUGCCGGCUGCUGAUGUGCAGCUCCUCUUGGCUCCCAGUUUCAAGGCCAACACGCUGGUCUACCGGCACGUGGUGGUGGACCUCAGCCUCUAG
Cariama cristata (Red-legged seriema) is the source of this 1216-nucleotide messenger RNA. It is a transcript of the gene LGI3, whose product is annotated as leucine-rich repeat LGI family, member 3. Gene Ontology annotation, cellular component: synaptic vesicle. Gene Ontology annotation, biological process: regulation of exocytosis. Lineage: Eukaryota; Metazoa; Chordata; Aves; Cariamiformes; Cariamidae. The record is from RefSeq and is a predicted model, not a curated record.